This is a messenger RNA of Aspergillus pseudonomiae, 2787 nucleotides long. Its product is annotated as cytochrome P450. Bases 1 to 2787 code for a protein of 928 amino acids. Gene Ontology annotation, molecular function: NADP binding; N,N-dimethylaniline monooxygenase activity; heme binding. The transcript is spliced from 12 exons. Lineage: Eukaryota; Fungi; Ascomycota; Eurotiomycetes; Eurotiales; Aspergillaceae. The record is from RefSeq and is a predicted model, not a curated record.
AUGACCGUUUCUCAAGUUCGCCGAGUGGCCGUGAUCGGCGCUGGAAUAAGCGGAGUUGUUUCAACAGCCCAUCUUGUGGCUGCUGGAUUCGAAGUAACCGUGUUCGAAAGAAACCAGCAAACAGGGGGGAUUUGGCUGUACGAUGAACAGACACCAUUGGAAUGUUCUUUUCCUUCUCCUGAUCCUUCUUUAGCAGAUAGGGUAGAGAAAAACGCCAGAUUCGAUAGAGAGAAGCUUCGACUACAGCAUGCUCCUCCGGGACCAUGCUACAAAAAUCUCACAACAAAUGUAUCCACCCCUCUCAUGCGAAUAAAACUUCGCGCCUGGCCAGAAAACACACCAGACUUUGUUCACCACAGUGUCGUGAACGAAUAUAUCAGGGAUAUAGCACUGAGUACUGGAGUGGACGAGCGAACAAUAUACGGCGCUCGAGUGGAGCAUGUCUAUAAAAAUGGUGGGAGGUGGCAUGUCAAUUGGUCAGUACUGGACGAGAAUGGCGGUAUUGACGGUCUAGAAGAGAGGCUGCUGAUUUCUUCGCGUCUGGACAUUAUCAUUCACCUCACAUUCCGGACAUAUCUGGGUUAUCCGAAAACGCCGGAAGUCUACAGGGACGAGAUCAUUCAGAAUGUUUUGAUGAUUGGCGGAGGGGUAUCAUCGAUGGAUAUCUCGCGGGACCUUGGACCAUUUGCCAAAAUGAUAUUCCAGAGCACACGAAAUGGCGACGCAGAUCCACCUGCUCUCAUGCUUCCAGAUAAUGCAGUAAGAAUUGGCGAGAUUGAUCAUCUCGAACUGCUAUCUGGGACUGGUGACACGCUACCAGAGGGUGAUCCCUUGCCAUUAAUAGCCUGUCUGAAGUCAUCUCAACGAGUAUGUAAAAUUCACAAGAUCAUCGUUUGCACAGGGUAUCAAAUUGUAUUCCCGUUCCUUCCAGACUAUCACAACGAUUCAAUGCCGCUUCAGGAUGCUGAUGAUACUAUUCUUGUUACCAACGGGACACAAGUCCAUAACAUCCAUCGAGACAUCUUUUAUAUCCCAGAUCCGACUCUUGCUUUUGUCGGGAUACCUUACUUCAAUACAACAUUUACCCUCUUUGAAUUCCAAGCUAUUGCAGUGACAGCCGUCUGGUCCCGAACUGCAUGUCUGCCAUCAACAACUGAGAUGAGAAGGGAGUACCUGGUAAAGCAAAAGCAGACCGGUGGCGGGCGCAAAUUCCACUCGUUGAAAGAUAAAGAAAAGGAAUACGUCCGCGACCUUAUGGCGUGGAUAAACGAUGGAAGAAACGCACAAGGGCUUGUUCCUAUUGAAGGUCAUACGGCAGCUUGGUUUGAAGCUAUGAAUAAACUGUGGGACGAGGCGAGAGCGGCGAUGAAAGAAAGAAAGGAGCAACAAGAAAAGAUUAUCAGACGUAUUCCAUUUUCGGCUGAUUGCGCGGUUGUACCGUUUGGUUUUGAUUUAAAAAGAACACCUUGCCGGGCAAGUCCGAUUGUGAGAUAUAGCCCAAACGGCCUCAUUGUUAACGACCCAGCCCUGCUUCCAGUCAUUUAUAAUCGUCGCGCCAACAAGACAGAUUUCUACGCUCCUGUCUUUGAUACGCAUUCGACGUUUACCAGGAAGGACUAUAGGGAACAUGUCGCGUCAAGAAAGGCAAUUAGCCAUGCGUACUCGGUGACAAAUACUCGCUUAUUUGAGCCCCAAGUUGACGGUAUCCUGUCUGAGUUGAUCUCCCUGUUGAGUGAAUCGGCCAGCGAAAAGCGAUUGGUUGAUAUUAUGGAGUAUGGGAGUUGGUUUACCUACGAUGUCACUAGCCUGUUUGUAUGUGGUAAACCCUUUGGGUUUGUGGAGAAGCGUACAGACGUCAAAGGUCUUAUUCAGAACAAGAACAAAGUUCUUUUCAUAGUCUUCAUUAUGACCAUCCAGGAGAACCUCUCUUGGAUUGUCCGCAACACGCGUUUGGGGCGGCGGUAUCUCAUGCCUCACCCGACAGAUCAGUCGGGUCUUGGUGUUGUUAUGGCGGAGAGAGAUCGCAUCGUGGAUGCGGUUAUUGACAGCGAUGGCAAGGUUAAACGUCACCUCUUGGUAAAGGGGAGUCUUCUGAGCAGCCUUAUGGAGAUUCUCGGUACGGAAGGCUGUCCGCUCAGCUUGGUAGAUGUCAAAGCGGAGAUAUUCUUUGCCAUGCUGGCUGGAUCCUCUGUUACCCCGACCCAGCUCGCCCGAGUCAUCUUCCAUAUAUCGCGUAACUUCAAGGUCCAGGAGAAACUAUACGAAGAGCUUGUUGCAGCAGAACAGGACGGUCGAAUCCCACCUCUAUCCGCCAUUAUCUCGGAUGAACAGGCUCACAGACUCCCCUUUCUUUCUGCCUGUAUCAGAGAGGCUCAACGAUACGCUCCCACCAUGUCCCAACUGCCUCGUUAUGCGCCCGAGGGAACUGGGCUAGAAUUACACGAGCACUACGUCCCCCCAGGAACAAGUGUAUCUACCAGCCCGUGGAUCAUUGGCCGAAAUAAAGACCUGUACGGUGAGGACGCAAACUCGUUCCGGCCAGAACGAUGGUUAGAAGCAUCCCCCGAGGAAGAAAGACGAUGGGACCAUUUUUCCUUUCAUUUUGGAUAUGGAGCUCGGAAAUGCCUUGCGAAUAACUUCGGCCUGAUGCAGUUGUACAAAGUUGCUGCUGAGGUAUUUCGACGUUUUGAAGUUAGAGUUGAAGGGUCGAACGAGGAUACAGUCAGUGGAGGGCCACCUGCGAGUGCCAGGUUUCGCUUUAGUCGCAGAGAAAGAUCCUGGUCAUAA